Messenger RNA from Sabethes cyaneus, 2031 nucleotides. Its product is annotated as methylthioribose-1-phosphate isomerase. Bases 237 to 1319 code for a protein of 360 amino acids. Gene Ontology annotation, molecular function: S-methyl-5-thioribose-1-phosphate isomerase activity. The transcript is spliced from 2 exons. The record is from RefSeq and is a predicted model, not a curated record. Lineage: Eukaryota; Metazoa; Arthropoda; Insecta; Diptera; Culicidae.
UGCAACCAUAUGAUUUCGAUUACAAGAUUACAAGCGUGUUCCGUGUUCUUUAAAAAGUUGUUGAUAUUUCAAAUCGGUUAGUUUAAACAGGACUUAGGAACAAUAAACGCACUAGCUCGAAUCUGUAACUUUCUGGUAAAUACAACGAUAUUUUUGUUGCUGAGUGCCAAAUUUAUAGACCGACCUAUACAUCUGUCUAGUACUACAAUUCAAAACAGAGUGACUCAGCUGAAGUUAUGGCGUUAAAAGCAAUCAUUUAUAAGAAUGGAGAGCUUGAUGUUUUGGAUCAACUUCUGUUGCCGGCGCAGUCGAAAUAUAUUUCCGUAAAAGGAGUCGAGGAUGGCUGGAAAGUGAUAAAUAAGAUGCAGGUGCGCGGUGCGCCGGCAAUUGCCAUUGUAGGAUGUUUAUCCUUAGCUGUGGAAGUGAAGAAUGAGAAAUUCGAUAGCAAAAACAACUUUCGGCGUGAGAUUGAGGGUAAACUGAACUAUCUGAUUUCAGCUCGACCAACGGCAGUUAACAUGAAGCUAGCAGCUGACGAUUUGCUUAGUUUAGUAAAUAAAUUAGCGGACGAUGAAACUAUAACGCUAGAAAAUAUUAAACAAAAUUUUUUGGACGCGGUUGAGGGCAUGCUAGAAAAAGAUAUAUCUGACAACAAAGCCAUCGGAAUGAAUGGAGCAGAUGUAAUUCUCUCGCACACAACCAGUGAUACGCCAAUUAAAAUAUUAACCCAUUGCAACACAGGAUCUCUUGCAACUGCUGGUUACGGUACUGCGCUGGGAGUAAUACGAAGACUGUGGGAAAUCAAGCGCUUGGAACAUGUUUACUGUACUGAGACUAGGCCUUAUAAUCAGGGAGCUAGGCUUACCGCUUACGAGUUAGUUCAUGAUAAACUUCCAGCUACUCUUAUUCUCGAUAGUAUGGUAGCUUCGCUUCUGAAGUCUAACAAGAUAGCUGCAGCAGUAGUGGGAGCAGACCGCGUUGCUGCUAACGGUGAUACGGCCAAUAAAAUCGGCACUUAUCAAAUAGCGGUGGUUGCCAAGUAUCAUAACGUGCCGUUCUUUGUGGCAGCACCUUUCACCUCAAUCGAUCUUGCAAUUCCGUCAGGAGACCGUAUCACCAUUGAAGAGAGGCCCGCCAGGGAGAUGACUCACGUUGGAGAGCAUAGAAUCGCGGCGCCAGGCAUUAAUUGUUGGAAUCCAGCGUUUGAUGUGACCCCAGCGGAACUUAUUACGGGGAUCGUCACCGAAAAAGGCGUUUUCAAGCCGACUGAACUUCGUGACGCUGUUCAGAGAAUAAUCGGCAAUGCAGCUAGCCAAUGAAUAAUGGUGGUGGAUCGGACUUCCGUUUUGCUACAGGAAAAUGUAAAAUGAAAUUUUACAUAGAUAGUUAUGAAAGUGUUACAAUCAGAUUUUUAGUCAUUGCAAUCUCUACAGGUUUUAUUGAUUUAAACUCAAAUUUCAGUUCGGUUGCCAUCAAACCGACACAACGUACCUUUAUUUUCCUUAGAAAUUUGGAUGAAAUUUUGAAUUAAAUAGUUUAGAACAGUAGCUAGUUGCACAGCGAAUUGCUCUAUAUCUUACUAAGGUAGUAACAACAUGCGAUAGAAAGACAUUCAUGCACAUGGUUGAUUUAAACAAUCAAAACAAGUUACGGCUCACAUCAGAUUUUGGCAGCAACAGCAACUCAAAUAAGUCUCGUUUCCAAUGCAUCCCCCCCCAUAUAACACCACUAUAUCUACUGCUAUGCAGAACUGCAUUUUACUCUGAAUUUAACUACAAUAUGCAAAUGUCAGACAACACAAAAUAAACAGCCUUGACUUAUACCUACGUCAUAGUUUCAAUUGCCCCAUGAAAUAUGAUUGUUUUAUUUUCAGAUAUGUGUGAAACUAAAUAUGAUUUCAUACAGCGCUAGCUGCACCUGUGAAAACGAAACUCAACCAAAAUGUUUAUUGCAGUGCAGUAUGAAUUCGACUGACCACUUUUCAAAGUAGGUUAUUAUAUGAAUAAAAUUGGAAUAAAUAAAUUGAACACA